Molecule: messenger RNA, 1305 nt
Organism: Aegilops tauschii subsp. strangulata
Lineage: Eukaryota; Viridiplantae; Streptophyta; Magnoliopsida; Poales; Poaceae
Product: putative serpin-Z5
Molecular function (GO): serine-type endopeptidase inhibitor activity
Source: RefSeq, a predicted model, not a curated record
UCAGCUGUGCUUGACACCGAUGGGCACGCGGGAGAACGUAUGCGUGAAGAACUCGAAAAAGAAAACAAUCCGUGGCGUUCCCAUAUUGGAUUCGACAAAUAAAUAGAUCGCCUUGACACCGAUCGUAUCGUAACCUAGGUCGACGCACAAAGACAACGACCGUGAUCUCGAGCUCACGAAUCACGAUGAAGGCCCGCACCACCGCGCUCGCGUGCCCCGGCCUGGCGGCGUUCGCCCUGCGCCUCAUCAGCGAGCUCUCGUCGGCGAGCGCGACCGGCAACCUCGUCUUCUCGCCGCUGUCCAUCUACGCCGCGCUCGCCCUCACGUCCGCGGGCGCCCGGGGCGCGACUCUCCAGCAGCUGCUCGCCCUUCUCGGCGCCAAGUCCCGCAAGGACCUCGCCAAGAUCGUCCGCGGCCUCUCGGAGCAGGCCCUCGUCGACCGCACGCCGGGCGUGUUAGCACUAAUCUUGACGUGCAUGGUUCCGUUGGCAGCCGAGUCCCGCGGCUGUGACGAGCGGGGCGUCUGGUGGAGCUGGCAAGUCCUUGAGUGCAUGGAUAAGGUCGUUAUCUAGUUGCAUGCAUGUAGCUAGUGGGUUAGUGGCCAGGUCAUGUGGUGUGGUGCAUGCGUGCGUGGAGUUAGUGGCCGGUGUGUUGGCUGGAUGGUGUGCGUGCAUCUGGAUAUAAAAGGCCCUCUGUUGUACUGCUCGUGUGUGGUGUGAGUUCGAGUUCGUGCUCGAGGAAAAAGCCGUUCGUGCAGCAGACGUAUGUGCGCCCGAAAAACACCACCGUGUCCCGUGUCUUCUUUUUCUUCUACCUUCGUUCGUGCGAGAGAGAGCGAGGGAGCUGGGCACCGGCGCAAAGAGCAAGCUAGGGCUCGGCGCCAACAGGGCGGCGGGCCGCGCGUCUCCUUCGCGUGCGGCGUGUGGCACGACGAGACCCGGAAGCUCAGGCCAUCCUUCCGCGAAGCCGCCGCCCAGUCCUACAAGGCGGAAACCGGCGGCGUCGACUUCCGUGAAAAGCAGGAGAAGCCGUGAAGCAGAUCAACGCCUGGGCGGCGGCGGCGACGAACAACCUCAUCGACUCGGUGCUCACCGAGCAGCAGGUGUCCACUGAGACGGACGUCGUCGUGGCCAACGCCGUCUACUUCAAGGCCACGUGGGACUCCCCCUUCCGCGAGCGCAACACCGAGGACGACAAGUUCUACCGCCUCGACGGCACCGCCUUUGAUGUCGCCUUCAUGCAGAGCGGCAAGAAGCAGUACAUCGCCUGCCACCAAGGGUUCAAGGUGCUCAAGCUCGACUACAG